Molecule: messenger RNA, 4993 nt
Organism: Dunckerocampus dactyliophorus (ringed pipefish)
Lineage: Eukaryota; Metazoa; Chordata; Actinopteri; Syngnathiformes; Syngnathidae
Gene: fbxo10
Product: F-box protein 10
Exons: 11
Coding region: 289-3201 (970 amino acids)
Biological process (GO): ubiquitin-dependent protein catabolic process; regulation of apoptotic process; protein ubiquitination
Molecular function (GO): protein binding
Source: RefSeq, a predicted model, not a curated record
GCUUGGUGAACAUCAUAAAGCGGAAGAUGACGCUGACGCCGUGUUGUGAUCGACACUUUAUCCUGGGAGAGUGACUCGUCUCCAAUGAGUAGGAGGACUCAUUCUUGUCUUCUCAACUCUGCUAGCAUGGCGCAUCAACAGCCUGCUUGCUUUGUUUUGAACUCUACAAAGCAUCUGUGGACUCAAGUCCUCACGGGGACGGCUUGCUCCGGCAUGUUGACUCGAUAAUUUGGGUGAAAAUAUGGCUAAGCGGUGAAAUAAAAGGUGUGCCAGCCCGGCCCUGCUGUCAUGGAGGUGGGCAGCCUCCCAGUGGAGUUGUGGAGGGUUAUUUUAGCCUACCUGCCUCUCGCCGACCUGGGCCGCUGCUGCCAGGUAUGUCGCGCCUGGAGGGAGCUGGUCCUCUCCCUGGAUAAUACCCGCUGGAGGCAGCUGUGCCUCGGCAGCCCCGAGUGCCGACACCCCAACUGGCCCAGUCAGCCUAACUUGGAGCCCCCGUCGUGGAGGGAGGCCCUGAAGCAGCACGCCCUGGCCACCCGCACCUGGACUCAAAACGGACCCGAGCACCAGUCGUCCGCCUGCUUGCUUUUAUUUAGGCGCAGGAAAGACCGCAAGGUUUGGCAUGUGGGAGCCGGGUUUGAGUUUGAGACCCUGAGAGGAGCUCUUGGGGUGGCGGGGCCUUAUGAUCGAUUGGUUCUCCAUCCUGGGGUGUAUGAGGAGCAGGCAGAGGUGGCCCUGAAAGUGCCUGUGGAGUUGGUUGGACUGGGCCCACUGGGUGAGGUGGCCGUCCUAGUGUGCCUGGAGCAGCAGUGUCCAACUGCCAGGUUGUGUAAUCUGGUCUUCAUGCCACCUUGGUUCUCCACUGUGGUCUACAAGACAUCAUGGGGUCAUGUCCAACUUGACAACUGUAACUUUGAGGGGGCUCAGCUACAGGUCCGCGGGCCUGGGACUUGCCAGGCUCGCUUUUGCUCCUUCUCAAAGGGCAGCUCAGUGCACUUGCUUGGCGUGGCCCUCAGCUUACUGGACAGCUGUGAUUUCUCAGGCAGUGACACAGCUUCUGUGACUGUGGAAGGUCCGCCGGUGUCUGAAAAGAACUGGGCUUGUAAAUAUAUGGCCGCCCUGGCUAGGACAUUCUCACCGUGUGAGGUUAUUAAAAUCAGCCCCCAUAGACGGAAUUCCACAAGUAGUUCUGAUGCUGCUAUUAAAAAGGAGCAGAUACGUAUAGAGGACUGGCGGAGGGAAGACGAAGUGGAAGCAGCAGGGCAGGGAACAGUGAUCAACAAUUGCUGGAGCGAUGGUGAAGAGGAGGGGAGCAAGGAUGGAGAAAGAACUAAAAACCUAUUAACACUGGAUUACAAAAUCCCAUAUGACAACCAUGGCCUGUCCCACUUACUGAAGGCACGUCCAGAUGGCUCCUUGCCAUCAGCCUCCUCCCCAAAUCCCCCAUGUGCGAAUCCGGAACCCCUCACUAUUCAGCAGGAACUUGAGCGGGACCCCGAGGCUCAGAUGUUUGUGUCGUCCACUCUCGGCUGCAUCGUCCGGCGUUGUCUCUUCAGGGAGGGAAAGGGAGGAGUCCAUUUGUCUAAUUAUGGACAAGCUCGACUGGAGGACAAUGUUUUCCGCUGUCUGAACUAUGGGGUUAGAUGCAUCCAGAACUCUAUAAUAGUGAUGCGGCGGAACGAGGUGUGCGAGUGCCGAGCAUCAGGUGUGUUCCUGCGUCUGUCGGCUCAGGGACUCAUCGCUGAAAACGACAUCCACUCAAACGGGGAGGCUGGGGUGGACAUCAGGAAAGGCGCCAACCCCAUCAUUGUGUGUAACAGAAUACACAGUGGCUUGCGCUCUGGUGUUGUUGUGCUUGGCAAUGGAAAGGGCUCACUUCGAAGCAACCGGAUCUAUAACAACAAAGAAGCCGGCGUGUACAUCCUCUUCAGUGGGAAUCCUGUUGUCUGCGGGAAUCACAUCUUCCAAGGGCAGGCAGCAGGGAUCGCUAUAAAUGAGAACGGCAGAGGGUUGAUAACAGAGAAUGUCAUCAAGGAGAAUCAGUGGGGAGGUGUGGACAUCCGUAGAGAAGGUGACCCGAUCUUGAGGAACAACUACAUCUGUCAGGGCUACUCUGAUGGCAUUGUUGUGGGAGAGAGAGGCCGUGGACUCAUUGAGGGAAACCAUGUCUACUGUAACAAAGGUUGCGGUGUGUGGGUUAUGUCAUCCAGCCUCCCGCAGCUCAUUGGAAACUACAUCACCCACAACUGCAUGUACGGCCUGGCCGUGUUCUGCAGGAAGGACCCGGAGAACAUCGAGGUUAGGGAUGGGAACUGGCCAGGGCACGAAGGGAUCGGUGGAGACGAUAGCGGUGACAGGAGGGGCGUAGUAGAGGAAGAUGGCAGGGAAGAGCAGGAAAACCUACAUGAGGAGGGGGAGCUCUUUGCGUGGGACAGCGAUCUGGACAGCGAGGACGAGCGUCACUCGGCACACCGCUCUAUCAGUGUGGCCCUGGUGGAGAGCAACUGUAUGAGCUUCAAUGGAGCUGUUGGGCUCUAUGUGAAAACCAGUGAGCCACUCAACAUUUUUGGCAACCUUGUAAACCAUAACCGGGGAGUCGGCAUUGCCGUGCUGCAAAGCAGUCAGCUAACCCGCCUGAUGACCAACUGCAUUCUUGAAAAUAUCAGAGGGGGCGUUACGGUGGACAAAGACUGCCGCGCGGAGCUCCGAGGUAACGGUAUAUAUGAAAACAACGGCCACGGGGUCAGCUUCACUGGAACUGGGCAGAUGCUGGAGAAUGAUGUAGUUGGAAACAGCGGAUAUGGGAUCCAAGUGUCUGGAAGCGGUGACGUCAAGGUGCUUCACAACCGUGUCCAGCCAGCACUGGGUUGUGGUAUUGCUGUGCUGGGAUCAGUAAAAGCAGUGGUCUCUGAUAACCAGCUGUUCCAGGGUCACCCAGAAAGCCAAAAAGGUCUUUUACACCUGAACCCUGGCAACAAGAGUUGUGUGUUACGCAACAACAGUAUUUUAAGACAUAAUAGCAGUUGUACCUCUGUCCCUACAUGGAUUCUGGAUAACCCACCCCCUCGACCACUGUGCAGUUCACCUUCAGGACUAUCCUCCUCCCAAUAUCCCUCCCGACUGGGAAUCUCUAUGACGACCAGGAUCAGCGCCACGGUGGAGAAUGGUUGCCACAGUGGCAGCAUGUUCUGCUCCAUCCUGUGAUAAGCACUUAAUGAUGAACCUUUACAGCGACUUUGCCAAGAGUGAACAUAGACGUCUCACUGCCCUCAACAUGCCUCAAAGAAAGAUUUGUAAAAUUGCACCUCCAAUGUCAAGCACAAAGACUGGAUUCUGGUUUCUCUCAUUUUAAAACACAUUUUCAAUAUAAAAUAAAAUGAAGUGAAUCAAUCUGUUCCAGUCUCAAACUUUUAUAGAACCUUGGUUUACUCUACAGGUCGUAAGUAACAUUUUAACAUUCUGUUGUAAAUGUGCAAAGAAGUUAAUCACUAAAAUAAUGCAGUGUGAUACUGUUACCUAGUAGAAUUUUAUAGAUACUGCAGGAAUUAAUAAUUGUAUGUUACUGUAUAUUUAUCCUGCAUUCAUCAUCAGCUCCGAGACUGAGCAGCUAGACACUUUACAAUGUCACAGUAAAGGCUUCAUUAUGCUACCAGUGCUUCUCAAUAGCGGGGCGGGUUCCCCCUGAGGGGGGACAGUGAACUGUCGGGGUGUGUGAGAGGCAAGGAGGACUUUCACUAUUUGCGCAGACCUACCAACAUGUAUGGAUUUGUCAUACCGAGCAUGCAAUUUGACGUUUGAAUACGCUCGUAUGUUUCACUGCUCUCCAUUUUGUUACAUUUCGCUGGUUUCACUUUUGAGUUCUGUCUGUACAGUACAGACAUGUAGAUAUCAGUUUCUCAAUAGUAUUUCAAAUCGGGAGGGGGGGCGCAAAAAGAUUUCUCUCCAGAAGCACUGUGAUACAGUGUAGCUGUAUUUUCGGCAAUUUCCUUUCAUGACUUGUUGGACAUCUUAGCUUUUUAUUGGAGGUGCACGUUAAGCUCUGAUGGAGGGGCAGGAGUGAGCAGACAUGGUUUAUACGGCUAACAUGACUGUAGCACAGGGCUAGGUAAACUACGGCCUGGGGGCCACAUCUGGCCCACCAGUUGCUUCUAAAGUAUUUCAUUUAAAGUUUUAACAUACAAGAGUCAGUCAAUCUGAGACAACAUUUUCAUUGCUUUCACAUGCAGCCAUCUACCAAGCCAACUACCUCACCCAUGGUGCCAAACAAACUCAAGUCAAACAACUUAACCUACCCACUGCACUGAGACAUAAAAAAGGAGGGACAUUCACAUACUCUUGAAUAGUCCAUGUUUUAUCAUUCAUAGUUGAUGUUGUUAAUUGUAUCACACAUCCUUUAUUCAUGUACAUUCCGCAUGUCUUACUCAGUAAGAAAACACUGUAAAAUUAAAUUUUGUUAUUUGAUGUGUGAUGUGUUUAAAGUGCUACUGAAAAAACGGACACAAGCACAUAUAGCAGAUUGUAUGGCACUUUAACAGAUAAAAUAAGGCAAAUAAUUCCAGGUGGACUGUUGGAAUUAUAAACCAGUGUGCGUGUAUCAAAUACAUAGUCUGGCCCCCCGGACAAUUUUGUGGCCAACAAUUCAAAGUUUGCCCACCCGUGCUGUAGCACAAUGAAGCCUGAAGUUACAGGUAGUUUUUCCAUAUAUUCUGCACUUUCUUGUCGUCAGUGCAUCUUCUUGCGUUUCCGUCUCUCCGCCAACUGAUGGUAUUUGACCAGAGGGAGAACAAGGGAGGCCUGUUUGUGUUUGUCGUGGAGGUCUGCCUCAGUCUCCUUUGUACGGGGCGGCUUUGCCAGGGUCAGCCCCAUCGACUUUGCAACUUCGACUACCCUGCAAUAGCAGACAAUUCGAUGACCACAAUCAAUUGAGUUACAUCAGGUACUCUUUAAGAGUAGCAGUGGUGUAUAGCCGUUUCUUGCUCCUCAUGUAGCCAAAUAA